This is a messenger RNA of Pistacia vera, 501 nucleotides long. RefSeq lists its product as uncharacterized. The record is from RefSeq and is a predicted model, not a curated record. The transcript has 2 exons. Bases 1 to 501 code for a protein of 166 amino acids. Lineage: Eukaryota; Viridiplantae; Streptophyta; Magnoliopsida; Sapindales; Anacardiaceae.
AUGCUCGACGAAGCAAUCUACGGCUCCGAUGAUUUCCGCAUGUAUGCGUACAAGAUCAAACGGUGCACUCGGACCCGCACCAGACUGGACCGACUGCCCCUACGCCCACAAAGGGAGAAGGCUCAGCGCCGUGACCCACGCAAGGUGCCCUACUGUGCUAUCGCCUGCCCCGCUUUUCGAAACGGAAAGUGCCCGAAAGCGACACGUGAUUUCGCUCACGGCGUUUUCGAGUACUGGCUUCACCCGCUCGGUACCGGACACGUGCAUGCAAUGCGGGAGAGGGAGCAUGCCUCCUCAGCUCUUAUAGCUGAGUCGUCAGGUUCUCCGUCAACGUGGAGGACUGGUGAUCAGUAUGUUUUGAAGAGUUUAGAAAUCCUGAAGAGUUUGAGGGUGGAAAUUGAUGAGGAAGAGAGAAGAGUCGCGGCGUUGGGAUUGAGUUUCGGAUUUGAUUUGCCGAAUAUUGAAUGGAUUUCAGAGUUGUGCAGUAAAUUUCAAGUGUAA